Mesorhabditis spiculigera is the source of this 1065-nucleotide messenger RNA. NCBI's taxonomy places the organism in Eukaryota, Metazoa, Nematoda, Chromadorea, Rhabditida, Rhabditidae. The record is from the annotation of a GenBank genome assembly.
AUGAAUGGCGGCUCCGAAAUAUCUACUGGAUUCGAGAUCUUUGUAUUUAUAUUGUCUAUGAUCAUUGCAAUAUUCCCGCCUGCGGCCUUCGUAAACGAAGGAUUAACGGUGGAAUCUCUUUUCAAUUUCUACAUCGGGCCGGCCGCCGCCGAUCCAAUUGGGCACAACUGCCGCAAAAUCGUGGUCCGGCGCGCAUCAAUCGGGUGUUUUCCUUUUGUUUUCUUCCUCGCUAUGCAAUUAUUUUAUGAUCCAACAAUAUUCGCUGUGAUACCAACGAACAUUGCUCAGUGCGUUUCAUUGGCGUCAAUUUUCGGGUUUGUAGGAUCGUUGAGCUACGCCUACUACCAUCAUCAUACACGCUUUGAGCAGUUGGAGCCAAUCAAAAACCUAAAGAAAUAUUCGCCUAAUAUUGACGAAAUGAAGGCACGGAUCGCUGUAGAAUACGUAAAUUUCGACAAUUAUACCUCAGCACUGUCAGCUUACUGCCACCUCGUCAUUUCCGAUUCGUGGUUUAUGCACUUUGAUCGGUUUACAUUCCAUAUCGUCAACUCGGCCGAUGUCCAAUUCACCGUAGUUCACUGUUCUAACUUUAAGUCCUCGAUCGACGGAGGGGAACGCCAAAACUAUACGAUACGAGCGAAAGCCGGAAGCAUCGAUAUCCCAGACUUCCACUUCAGAACGCGGGUCGAUGUUGCAAGAGACGUUAUUCUGCACCAAAGUACCGAUGAGCUCUUUGAGAAUGUUUUCCGAGACGAGAUCGUGCAAAAUGGCAACCACCCUAUUGGCGACCCGGAUUCGUUGGAAGAGUGUAUCGGGUGCUAUCAACGACCAGCUGAUGUGAAAAUCUCCAAGGCAUGUCCACCAUCACAAGAUAGGCAACCGUGUCGAGAUUGUUUCUGUCCACCUCGUUGGUGUGCUUCAUGCCUUGCCCGUGUCUUCAUGGCAAAGCAAGCAGCGGCACAAAUCCCGAAAGAGCGCUGGAUGUCCGGACAAGCAGACUGUCCAACGUGUCGCGCGACGUUUUGCGUCCUUGAUGUACAUUUUCUGGCAAUUCCCGGACAAGAU